GAAACAAAUCUCGAUUGGUAGCACAAGGUUACUGUCAGGAAGAGGGAAUAGACUUUGAGGAAACCUUUGCCCCUGUUGCAAGGUUAGAAGCAAUUCAUAUGCUUUGUGCCUUUGCCAGUUCUAAAGGAUUUAAAUUGUUCCAAAUGGAUGUAAAAAGCGCCUUUUUAAAUGGAGAUUUAAAAGAAGAAGUAUAUGUAUCUCAACCUCCAGGUUUUGAAAACCACAAUUAUCCUAAUCAUGUAUAUAAACUAAAGAAAGCUUUAUAUGGGUUAAAACAGGCUCCCAGAGCAUGGUAUGACAAACUCAGCUCAUUUCUUAUAGAAAAUAGAUUUAGAAGAGGCAAGGUAGACAAGACCCUGUUCAUUAAACAAGAAAAGGAACAUAUUAUGCUAGUACAAGUGUAUGUGGAUGACAUCAUCUUUGGGUCUACAAGUGAAAAACUCUGCAAAGAUUUUGAAAUAAAAGUGAAGAGUGCCUUUGAGAUGAGUCUAAUGGGAGAAUUAAACUUCUUUUUAGGACUUCAGAUAAAACAAACUCAUACUGGAACAUUUAUUUGUCAAACCAAAUAUCUUCACAACAUGUUAAAACGUUUUGAUUUUGGUAAUUUAAAACCAGCUAUAACCCCCAUGGCAGCUAAUACUAAAUUAACCAAGGAUGAUACAGGAAUACCAGUAAAUAAAAAAAUGUUCAGAGGAAUGAUAGGGUCCCUGUUGUACCUGACUGCCAGUCGUCCAGACAUCAUGUAUAGUGUCUGUGUGUGUGCUCGGUUCCAGAGUUCACCUAAACAGAGUCAUUUAAGUGUUGUCAAAAGAAUUUUCAGAUAUCUAUGUGGAUGUCCUGAACUUGGUCUAUGGUACUCACAUGACUCUAGCCUAGAACUCUUAGGAUAUUCGGAUGCUGAUUAUGCAGGAUGUGUCUUAGAUCGAAAAAGUACCUCAGGAACAUGUCAGUUCCUGGGCACUUCCUUGGUAUCCUGGUUUAGUAAGAAUCAAAACGCAGUUGCCUUGUCAACAGCAGAAGCUGAGUACAUUGCAGCAGGUUGCUGCUGUACUCAGAUUCUCUGGAUGAAACAUCAACUUCAGGAUUAUGGUUUGUGUCCUAGAUCAGUUCAUGUGCUAUGUGAUAACACAAGCUCAAUAAAUAUGACAAAAAAUCCAGUACAACAUUCACGAACUAAACACAUUGACAUUCGUUAUCACUUUAUUCGUGAAUUGGUAGAGGAAGGUCAAAUAGGAUUAGAAUUUGUUCCAACCUCAUGUCAGUGGGCUGAUAUUUUCACAAAGCCUUUGGGCUCGGAAUCCUUCAUUCAUAUACGUCGAGAGCUAGGGUUAUUCACCCUAAAUGACAUAGCCAACAUGUCACCGUUGUUCAAGGAAUCUUCUAAUUGAUUUGAGUUACCUAUUCUACUUAAGUUUCCAAAGGUCUGGUGAAUCUCCAGAUCCUUCCUAAAAUAUGUUUUGAGCUACCUUUUCUAAUCGUAAUAAUUCUUGAAAUCUUUUUUCUUUCGAAGCAAGCCUCCUUACAUUCCUUACUCUUAUAUCACAUUCCUUAAAUAAAAUUCCUUCUUCACCUUAAAAGGGAGUCAAGGUCAAGAUUCUCAUCUCACCUCACACAAAUUACCAUCUCACCUUCUCAAAGACCUCAUGGCUGCCUCAAACAAUCACGUAGCAUCCCUGCGUCUGGCUCAAGCUGCCAUUUUCAAUGGCAAAGGGUUUGAGGAUGCAGCAGGAUAUGCUCGCUAUCUUCAGCAUUUUCAGGAUCGCUCUUUGCAUCCUUCCAUCACUCUUUAUCCUUCCCGGUUCAACAGAUAUGGAAUGGAUAUUCCUCGCUUGCUCAACUCUGUCGGAUGGGGGGAUAUUCUUCCAAAUCGAAACUAUGGGUUUCGUCCUGAGGCAGUUCGGAUGUUCUACUCUAACAUGAAGCCUUGUCUCCAUGUUUCUCCCCCAUGCUUCACUACGAUAGUGUACAAUUACUUGAUCACUAUCAAUGUGGAACUGUUGUCACUUUUGCUUGGCAUACCCAUCGCUGGAGCAGAAGUCAUGAAUGAGCUGGACUUUCACUCUGUUGAAUUUAAUGAGGGAGAUGCUCUGCGUCUGUAUACGCGUGACACAGGUCGUUACUACCCCUCGGAAUUUCAUGCUGGUAGACUUCCAGAUGACCUCAAAGUCUUGCAUUUCUACAUCACCCGAUGCUUUCUGCCUAGAUCUUUUGGGCUCAAUACUAUCUAUCCAUCCGAUCUAUGGAUUCUUGCUAGUGCCAAGGAGAAUCGGGUCAUCAGUUACCCACAUCUAAUGUUUGAUCACAUGCUAAACUAUCAUGCUGAUAACUAUACUGCCGAGCUCCCUUUUGCUCCCCAAAUCACUCAGAUUCUACUGGCUUUAGGAUUAGAUCUCCGCUUUAAGGUAGCUCGUGUUGAUAUGCUGAGCUCUCUUCGUGCUCAGUUUGUCCUACGAAAGGAUGGACUUCGUCUGUCUGAGCUCGGUGGGGAUGAAGCUGAGGAAGAACCAGAAAUGGCAGAUAUGGUUACCAUAGCCAGAGACAAUGGAAAGCGACCAAUGGUGGAUCCUUUGGAAGCGGUUCAAGCUAUGUUCAGGCAGGAGGAAGCAAGUAGCAGCAAUAGAAAUCUGAUGGUGGAGGAUGAAGAGGCCAUAUCAGAUUAUGUGCCAUCUCCUAGGUUCACCUUUUAAAGGGAACACUAAGUUUAGGGGGAGUCGAGUUUAGGGGGAGUCAAGAAACUGAUCCCUGUAGGGAUUACGUUGGGUAGGUUAAGUGUCUUAGGGGUUGCAGUAUCAAUCUUGAAUAAUGCUCUGUCUGAGCUCAUGUCAUUUUAGUUUUAAAUUUGGGUCUGAUUGUUCUUGAGUGACAUAGUCAGGAGUUUAAUAAAAUGGUGCUCUUUCAAGUUAUUAUCAAGGUUGAACUACUUAAGUUUUUUUUUAGAACAGUCUGCACGCAACAGUUUGUUGAAGUGUGUGCAGGAACUCCACAUGCAGCUGGGAGGAUCAUUGACUGGCUUAGGGGGAGAUUGUUGGCAAGUAAGCCAGCCACUUACCUCAAAAUCAAGAUAUCGUGGAGAAGCUACAUGUGGAAAGAAUCAUCUACGUAAGGAAAGCAGAUUUGAAUAAAUUGGAAGGCUUUAUUAUACGAAGCAUUUGAGGAAGGAAUUCAAAGAAGAAGACCUACCUUCUUGGUGAACAACGGCUAGCUGUAUGAAGUACAAAUAAGCUCGAUCAAGGACUAACACAAAGUACUUCACCAGAGAUCAAUACACACGGGAGAGGCUAAGGAAAUUGCAAGUGUGUUUGACAGUGAAGAGAUAGCGCUGACAUUGAUUCUGGAGUGAAACAGUGUUAGAGAGGAAGAGUGUUGGACAACACGGAAGCUGGAUAGCUUGGGUAGUGUGAGUUAGUUCGUAGAAGAUAGAAUAACCACCCUGGAUUGGACUGGUUAAUCUCGUGAGUGUAAAGUCAUCAUCGAACCAAGAAGCAUCAUACCUAGUGAAUCGUUGGGAAUCACAAAUCGUGAUCUUCCAACCGUGGAAUAGUCAGUAUUGGGUUAUUCAUUCGCCCAAUACUGGAAACCACGUAAAAAAUUGAGUCUGUGUUCUUCAAUUCUGCACAUCAGUAUAUGCUUUUGUGGUUGUACUCUGUUUUUGCUCGGGUCAAACUCUGUUUUGCAGGAUUCAGUAUAUAACCUACACAGGGGAUCAGCUCGGAGGAAAGGAAGAAGAAGCUGGGAGUGAAGUAAAGUCAAAGCGCAGCGUUUUUAGUCUGUUUAGUAAGUGGACAGGCCAGGUAACAAGAGUGGGCCUGUCGAACCGAGCCCAAUUUAAAAGUUCCACACUUUAGAACAACUCCAAACAUUCAUUCUACUGCCUAUCGAACAGGUUUCGAUCAAAUUCAUUUCUCCUCCUUCUCACUUGAUUUUUCCAAAAAGGCAGAUUAGGGUUUUUCAGGAACAAAGUUCAGCACAGAAAGGAAACAGGCUUCUCGCGCUCGAAGCUUUCAACACUUCUUAUGUGCUUUCUGAAUUACUUAUGAAGUUCUAUUAGAAUAAUAAAUGUUAUGAUCUUCA
Linum trigynum is the source of this 4071-nucleotide messenger RNA. The record is from the annotation of a GenBank genome assembly. NCBI's taxonomy places the organism in Eukaryota, Viridiplantae, Streptophyta, Magnoliopsida, Malpighiales, Linaceae.